Amoebophrya sp. A120 is the source of this 3071-nucleotide messenger RNA. Lineage: Eukaryota; Dinophyceae; Syndiniales; Amoebophryaceae. The record is from the annotation of a GenBank genome assembly.
GUUGGAUCCUCGAUUUAAUUUUUGCUGGUGGGGUUUUCUGACCCUGCUUGCGACCAUUACCUUCGCAAAAAAAAUACGUCCAGUUUUCCGGAGCACGAGGUCAUAUAUCCUUCCAAACAAGCAUAUUCGUCAGGACCCCAAAGCAACAUUCACAUUCCCAACGUGCUACCUAGAAGCAGUAUCCCUGCCCCACCCGGCUGCCGAGGUUUCGCUACGCAAGUGUAGUUGCGCCCCCCUAGACGUUUCCCGUUGACUUUCUUUUGCUGACAAAACGACCUGGUGUAUAUUCUGACAUAACAGACAGAACUACUCGAAGGAAGCCCUUACCCCUCCUUGAAACGGCGACCAAGCAACAUCCUAAACUUACGUGAAAGAUGAACACGGCUUCAUCGCAUUUCAUAAGUAGAGAAAAGUCAUAGUCAAGUUUGUGAAAAUGCCGAAACACGACGUGGGUUCCGCGAAAUGGCUGGGGAACAAGAUGAAGGCGGCGGGGCUGAUGAAGCUGCGGUGGUACUGCCAGAUGUGCGAGAAGCAGUGCAAGGACGAGAAUGGAUUCAAGUGCCACCAGACCUCAGAGAUCCACAUGCGGAACAUGGAGCUGUUCUGCGAGAACCCGACUGAUUUCAUCGACAAGUUUUCGGACGACUUCGAGAAGGGCUUUAUGGACUUGCUCUCUACCCGGUACUGCUAUCACAGGCAAAUAUGUGUGGGUCUGGAAGAGAUUCUGAGAUUUGUCAUGCAGCUUUUCCAAGCUCCGCCAAGUCUGGAAUGCAGGGCCUAGCAUCUUCAUAGGAUCUGCAGCCCCUUUAUGAUGCCUGUUCUGCAUGAGAAAAGCCCUCUCAGCAUGACCACGAGUGAGCACCUUUUGCAAUUCACGCAACACGGAUUUUUGUGUGAUCCGAAACAGGCAUCACAAGUUCGUCCAGACCCAGACAUAUUUGCAAUGCAUAACUGCAAGGUGCGGAUGAUCAAGGCCAACACGGUGUACCAAGACUACAUUCGGGACCGGAACCACUAUCGCAAGAAAAAAACGUUGUUAGUGUAAGUUUGUGAUGCGCAGCAUGCAAAUUGAUUGAGCCUGUCAUGCUGUGCCUGCAUUGUAGGGUCCAGUCAAUGGCGUUUUCCCUUACUAUCUGCGCAUGACAGGUUUUUGCUGUCAUGCGAGAGAUCUUUGUCAUGCUAAUCCUCCAACAAAGUUACACCUACAAUGUUUUUUUCUUGGAUAACCACCUCCACAUGAACAGUACGAUCUGGGCGACGCUGAGCAACUUUGUGGAGUACUUGAUAUGGAAUGUGAAAAUGUCUGGGUCUGGAAGGUUGGAACUUGUAAUGCUAGCUUUCCAUACCUAGAAAAUCUGUAAUGCAGCCUCUUUUGUCAUGCAAAAACGCAGUUUCUCAUGCGGAUUGCCUAUGAGAAAGCGUUUUCAAAACGCUUUCUCAUAGGCCGUUUUGGGAAGUUGUCAUGCCGGACUGCAUUCGGAAGUGUUUUCAUCAUGCACAUUUUGGCAUCACAAGUUUCCAGACCCAGACAUUUUUGCACUUCAUACCUGAUCCGGACCAACAAAGUGGAAGCGGAGCGUGACAAAGAGGGGCGGUGGUGCAUCACCUGGAUCGACCCGGAGGAAGUGAAAAGAAAGGCGGAAUACGAGGCGCAGGAGAAGGUAAAACUCACCGAAGCGGAGAAGGAAGCCAAGCACCUGGCGAAAUUGGUUAGCAUGAGGUAGAAGCUAGAGAGAAAUUUGUACUUUGCUUGCUUCCGUGAUGUAAGUAGAGCAUGUUCUGUCUUCUUCUGGAUCUGGUGAAAAAGGUCUGCGCUUGCGAAACCCUGUGUGGGUCUUCGCGAACAGAAAUUGAUGUGCCAGAGUUCAGUUUUCCUUUUAGGUAGAGAAGCAUACCUACUACAUGUAGAUGUACCUUUGAGUUACGUCUGCAACCAUUGCUCGCUAAGAAGAAAAAAAAAAUCUUAAUCUUUACCACUUGUAUGAAUCUUCUUUCCACACGAAUCACUCACAGGCCCAUGGAGAACGACGAAUCAGAGAAGUUUACGAAGCGGGACGAGACGAAGGGCAAGGUGCAGAUAUCGCUGGGCAACCUGAAGCUGAACGCGGCGCAGCAGCUCGGCUCGCUGAAGCGCACGAAUCUGGAUGUGAGCGUGCUGGAAAACGCCAUGGCCGACCACGUAGACAAGGUACUUGGCAUAACACACCCGCAGAAAAAGCAGCGCUUUCUCCCCACGACAGCUUCGACGGGUUCUGCAGGAGAGCCACAGGAGGUGGGAGCGCAACAACUACAGGCAUUAACACAACAUCAUGCACUUUCCGGAACCACCGCGCUUUCAUCCUCAUCAUCUUCCGCAAUGAAGGGGGAAGACGGCCAUGAGAACCGAUUCAAUGAUGAAGGCGAUGGUGAAAAAAUAGACCACGACGGCAAUUUUGUUGUGCCAGAUACUUAUUCUGCUACAAAUACAUUCUGGAUUUCUCCCGGGCUGAUAGUCAAGAUUCUGGAUGACCAGCUGAAAAACGGGAAGUACUACAAGAAAAAGGGCACCAUAAUCCGCCUCGAGGACCCGGAAACGGCGGACGUGAAGAUGCACGAGGCGGAAAAGAAAAUCCGGAUUCCGCAGAAAAUGCUCGAAACCGUGAUACCGAAACCCGGCCGGAAGAUCCGAAUCGUCGCGCCCGGGAGCAAGCACCAAGGAAAGGCCGCAGUACUGGAAAAAAUCGACGAAAAAAACUUCUGUUGUGCGGUAAAGCUUGUGGUAAGUAGUGCGGACAACGGUAGCAUCAAGACGGGGCAGCAACAACAAAUCUGGCUCGACUACGAGGACAUCUGCAAAAUUGACGAAGACUUCGCGCCGUCAUAGCACCGGAUGUCUGCGGUUGUUGUGCACUUCUAUGGCAACUGCGGGGCUUUUAGAUUAGUACUUAAGUUGUAUCUGUGCGCCGGAGAUCGCGUCGCGCGGCAAAAUAAGCGGAGUACAGAAUCCAUCUCCACGAACGUGAAAGAGCAACGGUCUUCCCUUUCGUCAGCGACAACAAAAAGCAGAGUAGAAAAAUUAUGGAAAGACCAGC